Oncorhynchus mykiss (rainbow trout) is the source of this 2992-nucleotide messenger RNA. Its product is annotated as E3 ubiquitin/ISG15 ligase TRIM25. Gene Ontology annotation, molecular function: zinc ion binding. The record is from RefSeq and is a predicted model, not a curated record. NCBI's taxonomy places the organism in Eukaryota, Metazoa, Chordata, Actinopteri, Salmoniformes, Salmonidae.
GAGAGUUCACUUUCGGUUCCCUGGUAAGAAUGGUCGAAGAACAAUUGUAAGUGCCCGAAUCAUGUUCAUUGGAGAUACCGGUAUGGCAAGGAAUGGGACAGGCUAAAUAAGAAUUUGUGAAUUACGGUGUCCUCUGUAAUAGACGUAAGCAACUGUGACCAAACCACACAUACCUUGGCUCUUCCCCCUCUCACAUCAGCUCAGCUCCCUUCCCCUCCCCCAGCUCAGCCUCCCCCACCUUCCCAUCAUGGCUACCUCCAUGGAUCAGUCCACUGUUCUUGAAGAUGAGCUCACCUGUCCCGUGUGCUUGGACCUGUUCCGGGACCCCCACCUGCUGCCUUGCGGCCACAACUUCUGCCUCCUCUGCGUCCGCCGCCUCAAACGCCAGGCAGAGCGAGGUCGCUUCCGUUGCCCAGAGUGUCGCGAGAGCCACCGCUGCUCCGCAGCCUCGCAGAAGAACUUCAAGCUGGCCAACAUCGCCGACGACUACCGCCUCCGGGGACAGGCAGCGUUGUCAAGACCACAACAACCAGAUGCUGGCCCCCCGGCAACAGCCAAGACCCCUGUGUCCGUGCCCUGUGACUACUGCCGCCCAGGGGACAUUAGCGAGGCGGGGAAAGGGGAACCUGGAGCUCCCGGGGCUGGAGGAGAGGUGGUGUUUGCGGUGAAGACGUGUCUGAAAUGCGAGGUGUCCAUGUGUCAGGAGCAUGUGAAGCCCCACCUGGAGCUACCUGCAUUUAGGGAGCACCCCCUGACCGAGCCCCUGGGAGACCUGAGGAAGAGGAAGUGUCCCGAACAUGAUGAGAUGUACCGCUACUACUGCAUGGACGACAGGAUGUGUGUCUGUAAUGCCUGUACCAUAGAGGGGGGCCACGCCGGACACACCAUCAAGACCCUGAAGAACACCAUGAAGGGUCUGAAGGGCAUUCUGGAGACCCAGCUACAGAAGGUGGACAGGAAGUUGAGCAAAGCAGAAAAAACUCUCCAGGAGCAGAAAGUGGAGGAACAAAUUAACAAGAAGUUCCUGGAGGACUCGGACCAGCGGAUCAUGAUGGUGGGGGAGGAGUUACAGGUCCACCUGGAGGGCUUCCUCACAGCCUUAAGGGACUGUACCUGCUCCCAAGAGAGCGAGUGUGGCCCCAACAUCCAGCGGAACAUAGCCAAGGUGACCCAGGACCACGCUCGUCUGCAGGAUGUCCACAGCAGAAUCCAGAACCUCGCCCAGGAGAACGACCCCUUCCGCUUCCUAGAGGCAUACAAAUCAUCAAGCAAAAAUUUCUGCAGGCAGUUGAAGAAGCCCCUCUUCUACCCAGAGUAUGUUGGUGUGGACACUGAAGGCCUGGCCGAGGCCCUGGAGGUUAAGCAGGAUGACUUCCUCACUUAUGUACGCUCCUGCAUCUCUCAAUUCAUCGACGAUAUCUGUCCUUCAGUCAGGGAAGAGCCGGACACCGGAGGAGAGGAGGAUGAAGAUGACGACGAGGAGGAUGGCAGUGAUGGAGAUGAACAAGAGGAGGAAAUGAGCGAGGAAGAGGAGGGUAUACACGACCUCGAGUCAGCAGACGAACUCUACGGUGAGGAAGAUGAAGAGGAGAUUUAUUCGAACUGAUGAAAUGACUAUGUGGUGAAUUGUCAAAUCCAUUCUUCCAUUUAAGUCAAACUGUCUCUCAUAGCCUCCCACUGACAUCAAUAUUUGACUAUGUAAAAAUGUUACUUUGAAUUUAGGAUUUUCCCAACCAUUUUGGGAAACCUUUAAAAUAUUAUACAUUCUACAUCAAUGUUUCGAAGAGGAGAUGUUUAUGGGUGCAUGGAACCAUAUUUCAUAUAUAGUGCACUACUUUUGACCAGGCUUUGGUCAAAUGUUGUACACUAUUUAGGCCAGGGCUAUUCAACUAUAUUCUUACAGAUGUAAAAAAGGUUAAUUGCAGGGGGGGCAGACAUUUUCUACAUGCGUUUAGUUUAAGGAAGAACUGUUUAAAAAAUAAAACCACACACCAGUAAAGUACUUAAAAGUAAUUAGGUCAUUUUAAAUUCUGAAAACAAAGUAUCUAAAAAAAUAACACAUAUGUCAAGUCCGGUAAUGCCAAAUUCCAGUAUGCUUUGAAUUUAUUUCCCUCAGUCAUUUGGUGCGUUUUUUUUGUCACACUUCCUCUAGCAAGUCCUCGUGGGCAUCAGAGAGGGAAACAGAAGUGUGCUUAGCUUUCAGAAAUGGGGUCAAAAAGUAUUUGUUCCCUUAAACCGUUCAAAUGCUAGAGCCAAACUCAUAUAAAGAAAGAAGAAUCCAAAUGUCACAUAGGUGCUAGAAACGAUAGUGCUUGUCAUUUUGGCACUGAAUGUCGGAUUUUCACAAUUGAUCAAAGGGCCAGUCUAAAUAAAUAAACGGGCCGGAUCUGGCCCGCAGGCCACCAGUUGAAUAGCCCUGAUUUAGGCAGUAGGGUGCCAUUUGGGAUGAAGACUAUAUUUUUGUAGUUCAAGACUAUACUGUUAUAGCUAAACACUGGGUUUCUAAUUCUAACCUCAAACUGUUUUAUUUUUUGACCAAAGCACUUGUUCCUAACCUGACUGGUGUGCCAGAUGGGUGGGGUUUGCAGUUUUAGAUAUACUCCAUUGCUUUCAUUAAACUAGGCAAACUCAAUCAAGUACAGUAUUUGAAAUUAUUUAAAAUGGUUUUUAGACCCAGGUCUGGGGCCAUAGUCAUAAAACACCUCAGUGUAGGAGUUUUGCCUUUUUAGAUCAUAAUGAAUAAGUUAAUAUUGACAGGGGGAACCUGUUCCUAGAUCUGAAAUCCUACUCUGAGACGCUUUAUGAAUACAGGACCUGGUCUAGUAUAUAGUGCAUUCGGGUAAGGAUUCAGAUACCCCUCAACUUUUUCCAUAUUUUGUUACAUUUUAGAAUAAGGCUGUAAUGUAUUAAAUUUGUUUUUUUCCCCCAAAAUCAAUUUACACAAAAUACCCCAUAAUUAUAAAGCAAAAACAAGUUUAGACAUUUUAGCAAA